UUUCGACUCGACAAUCUCGUCAUCUCGGCGCAGCGCUACUUCAUCUGCUUCCCGAGACAUAUAUCUAUUCAAAUCGCUUAUAUCACAGUAAUUCCUGAUUCCUUGUUUGCACGACAUGGCCGCCGCCCUCCCACCCCAAGCCCAGCAAGCUUCGAAUGCAGCUCUCGCCGCCGCGGUGGCUGAGAACGAGAAAGCCGAUGCUUCAUACGAGGAUGGAGAAGUUCAGGAGAUUGAAGUGAAUAUGGAGACACAGGCGGACCAGAUUCGAACUGUCUUCAAUGAUCCUACCAAUUUUAAUGUCAAGCAUCCUCUGUACUCCCCAUGGACACUCUGGUUUGACUCACCGGCUACGAAGGGCCGGAACUUGCCACAAACACCCAGUCUCUCCGCCUUCCCGUCCACGCCCCACCCUGCUACUCCCGGAGCUGCGAUGGGGUGGAUGGAGGACAUAAAGCGCGUUAUCAGCUUUGACUCCGUCGAGGAGUUCUGGGGGUUGUACAACAACAUUGUUCCACCCUCCCAGCUUCCUCAAAAAGCCAACUACUACCUCUUCAAAGAUGGCAUUAUUCCUGCGUGGGAGGAUGAUGCGAACAAGAACGGUGGGAAAUGGUCCAUACAGCUGCCGAAGGACAAGAAUCGGCCCAACGUCGACAAGAUGUGGCUCUACACCAUGCUGGCCGCCAUCGGCGAGACCUUCGAUCCCCUCCUCUCUUCCAGCGCCUCCUCCUCCUCCGCUUACCCCGACUCUCUUGUGACCGGCGUCAUCGUCUCCACACGUCCACAGUUCUACCGUAUCUCCAUCUGGACCAGAUCCGCUCCGCAAAACCCGCAGGGCGAGCCAUCAAGCCCUGAAGAUGCGGAGCUGCGGGAGCGCAUUGAGACGAUGGGCAAACACUUCAAGACCAGCGUUCUGGGAUACUCCUCGGAUGCCAAGUUGGCCGGUCCAUUGGCAACGGAGGUCGAGUUCCUCAGCCACAAGGAUAGCGAGAAGAAGGGCAAGGCGAAAAAGAUCAUCGUAUGAUCUGGUGGGACGGGAUGGAUUCAUCUAUUGCUCUUGUUAGAGGGCUAUCACUUUUCUUGUUGUCCGCGUAGUCUCCGUUCGGAGCGUCUGAUGCCCGUAUGCAAAUCGAACGUGAGCGCGGAUCAUGUACCGAUUGCUGGACCGUUCUGCAAGGAAGUAGAUCCAUACACGAUAUUCAAG
Punctularia strigosozonata HHB-11173 SS5 is the source of this 1201-nucleotide messenger RNA. Its product is annotated as eukaryotic translation initiation factor 4E. Gene Ontology annotation, cellular component: eukaryotic translation initiation factor 4F complex. Lineage: Eukaryota; Fungi; Basidiomycota; Agaricomycetes; Corticiales; Punctulariaceae. The record is from RefSeq and is a predicted model, not a curated record. Gene Ontology annotation, biological process: translational initiation. Bases 116 to 1021 code for a protein of 301 amino acids. Gene Ontology annotation, molecular function: translation initiation factor activity; RNA 7-methylguanosine cap binding. The transcript is spliced from 3 exons.